ACUUUGGGUGUGGUCUGCAGUUUCCUGUCAAGUUAUUGCUGGUGACUACCAGGGCAACUGCCUCCACCAAAAACCCUCCCAAAAGGUACGAGUCGAGAUUGGGAUCAAGUCACCGCUCCAUCUUCUCUUUGUUCAACGGAAGCGAUUGAUCUCCUUGAGUCCAUCACGAUAACGCCGGUUGUCUAAGCCUGUGCUCCCUGGGGCUCUGUCUCUGGCCUUGCAAAGGAGGGAAGGAUUCGGGCUAGAUCUGACUUUGUGCCCUGUGGGUCUGUGCUCGGGGUGCCGGUGGGGAAAGGGGCCAGCGGCUGCAGCCACUAGAGGGCCCCGGUUGUGGCUAAGGGACAGGAGUCUGCUCUCUCGGCUCAGCUUACCGGGGCCGGCUGAGCUUCCGCUGCCGCUGCAUCCGGGCUGCAGCCGGGCUGAUGAUUGGCCGCUGCUGCCCAGCGGGGUCUGGUGCGCGGCUUCCCAGCUGCGGCAGGGACCGUGGCUGGCUGGACCGAGCCCCCCGCCGGGCUCCGCCAACCCUAGCUCCAGAGCCCAGCAGGAGCUGAGAUUUAAGAGCGAGGAUGAGGAGGGAAUCGGCAGCAGAGAGGUGAUGAGACAAUGGAUCCGGAUGGGACCGCCUCAGGAAUCUCUGAAGCUGAUGAACACCAGAGUCCCGGGCAGGGAGAAGCCGGCGAGGAUCUCAGCGGGUUGGAAGAGCAGGCAGAUGGCAAUCCUGACACUGUCAGGGGAAGUUUAAAUGUCCAGGAUGGCACCCUGCCAGGGGAGGAUCCAGCCACAUGGGCUGAGCCAGGGAGAAGCCCCAAUGGGAGCUCAGAACAUAGGACCCAGGAAAGAACCCAGCUGCGGCAGAAGCCCCAUCGCUGCCCUGACUGCGGGAAGGCAUUCAGCUGGAGCUCCCACCUCAUUCAGCACCAGCGGGUCCACACAGGGCAGAGGCCCUACAAAUGCCCCGACUGUGGGAAGGGCUUCACCCAGAGCUCAGACCUCAUUACCCACCAGAGAACUCACACAGGCGAAAAACCCCACCGCUGCCACCAGUGUGGAAAGGGCUUCACUGUCAGCUCGGGGUUGGCCCGGCACCGGCGAGUCCACACUGGAGAGCGCCCCUACAAGUGCCCUGAGUGUGGGAAGAGCUUUGGUCGCAGCUCCAACCUGCUGACCCACCAGCGCACGCACACAGGGGAGCGCCCCUACCAGUGUGGGGAAUGCGGGCAGAGCUUCAGCCUCAGCUCCACCCUUGCCAAGCACCGGCGGCUGCACACGGGGGAACGCCCCUACUCCUGUGCCGACUGCGGGCAGCGCUUCAGCCUGGGCUCCACCCUGGCACUGCAUCGGCGCAGCCUGCACACGGGGGAGCGCCCCUACCCGUGCCCUGACUGCGGCAAGCGCUUCAGCCGUAGCUCCAGCCUGACCACCCACCGCCGCAGCCUGCACACAAAUGACCGGCCCUACAGCUGUGCUGAGUGCAGCAAAGGAUUUGGUCGCAGCUCAGACUUGCUGGCCCACCAACGCAGCCACUCCGAGGAGCGGCCCCACCACUGUGCCCAGUGUGGCAAGGGUUUCGCCCGCCGCUCCAACCUCCUGGCGCAUCAGCGCAGCCACACCGGGGAGCGGCCCUACCCAUGCGGGGAGUGUGGGAGGUGCUUCAGCCGGCGCUCCGACCUCGUCAGCCACCGCAGGACCCACACCGGGGAGCGGCCCUACCUGUGCGCCCAGUGCCCCAAGAGCUUUGGGCAGAGCGCUGACCUGCUGACCCACCAGCGUACCCACACUGGGGAGCGACCCUACCGCUGCCACCAAUGUGGCCAGAGCUUCAGCCUCAGCUCCAACCUCCUGGCCCACCACAGGGUUCACACCGGGGAGCGGCCCUACCACUGUGCCCAGUGUGGGAGGGGAUUCACUCGCAGCGGCAACCUCCUGGCACAUCAGCGGCGGCAGCAUGCAGUGGGAGAGACCACCUGAUGGCACAGAACACGUGCAGGGAGAGAGAGCUCACCUGAGGGCACAGUUCAUGCUUGGGGAGAGAGAGUCCCCCUGCCAGCACAGAACAUGCACAGGGGAGAGAAAGAGAGAGUGACCGCCUGAUGGCACAGAACAUGGCAUGGAAGAAAAUUAUCUUGAAUGCUUAUGACUCAGUGUCCUAAGAGAUAAAGAACAAGAAGGGGUAUUAGUUGGUGUCUGCUACAGACCACCAAAUCACAUUAGGGGACAGGGAGACUGGCUCCUUAUACAGCUAUCUAUAAUGUGUAGAUAAAAAAGCUGCGUGAUCCUGGCGGAUUUCAAUCUGAGUGACAUAAGCUGAAGGUCUCAUGCUGCCAGUACUAAAACAUCCUUGAAAUUUCUAAAAGUUAUAGAUAAUGUCCUAAUUCAAAAAGUGUUGCAUCCAACAUGGGGGAAUUUAUAUUAGAUCUCAUCUUGACAGAUAAAGAGGAAAUAAUCACAGAACUAAAAAUUAAUGGUAACUUAGGUACAAGUGAUCAUGACUUGAUCAGAUUUAUACUGUGCAAACGGAAUAAAGUGCAGACCAGUGAUUUAUAUAUAUAUACUUGGUGCUUUUAAAGAGCCAAUUUCAAAAAGCUGAAAACAAUUAUGAACCAAAUCAAUUGGGAGGAAGAACUGAAUCAGAAAAAUAUGAUUGAUAAUUGGGAAUUGUUUAAGAACACUUUAUUAGAUGUCUAAAAAGCCAAAGUCCCACAAUUGAGGAAGAAGGCCACUGAUCUGGUUUAGUGGGGAAGUGAAGGCAACUGUAGAAAAUAGAAAAAAAAAGUAUAUAACAAAUGGAAGAAAGGGGAAGUUGAUGAAUAUAAAUCAGAAGCUAGGAAUUGUAGAAAAUUGAUUAGAGAAGCAAAGGGAGGCAAGGAAAAACCUAUGACCAGCAGAGUUAAGGACCAUAAGAAGGAGUUUUUAAAGUAUAUUAGGAACAAAAAGAAUCCUGACAAUGGUCUUGGUCCAUAACUAGAUGGAAAUGGUAGAAUUGUCAAUAAUAAUGCAGAAAUGGCAGAAAUGUUCAACAAAUAUUUCUGUUCUGUAUUUGGGAAAAAAUAAAUGAUGUCAUCAUAUCAUACGAUAACAUUCCAUUCCACUAGUGUCUCAGGAAGAUGUUAAACUGUAGCUACUAAGGUCAGACAUUUUUAAAUAUACAACUUGCAUCCAGAAGUUUUAAAAGAGCUGGCUGAGGAGCUUGCUGGACCAUUAAUCGUGAUUUUCAAUAAGUCUUGGAACACUGGGAAAGUUCCAGAAGACUGGAACAAAGCUAAUGUUGUGCCAAUAUUUAAAAAGGAUAAAUGAGAUGACUGGAUAAUAUGGGACUGUCAGUCUGACACUGAUCCUAGGCAAGAUAAUAGAGCAAUUGAUACAGGACUCGAUUAAUAAAGAAUUAAAAGAGGGUAAUAUAAUAAGUGCCAAUCAACAUGGGUUUAUGGAAAAUAAAUUCUGUCAUACUAACUUGAUAUCAUUUUUUGAUGGGAUUACAAGUUUGAUUGACAAAGGUAAUAGUGGUGACGUAAUGUACUUAGACAUCUGUAAGGCAUUUGACUUGGUACCACGUGACAGUUUGAUUAAAAAACAAGAAAGAUAUAAAAUUAACAUGGCACACAUUAAGUGGAUUGAAAGCUGACUCACUGAUAGGUGUUAAAAGGUAAUAAGUGGACAAUCAUCCCUGAAUGGGUAUAUUAGGGGGGUCCUGCAGGGAUCGGUUCUUGGCCCUACCCUAUUGAGCAUUUUUAGUAAUGACCUGAAAGAAAACAUAAAAUCAUCACUGGUAAUGUUCGCAGAUGACACAAAAACUGGGGGAUGGUAAAUAAUGAAGAGAAGGUCGCUGAUUCAGAGCAAGCUGGAUUGCUUGGUAAACUGGAUGCUAGCAAACAAAAUGUGUUUUAAUACGGCUAAAUGUAAAUGCCUCCAUCUAGGAACACAGAAUGUAGGCCAGACUUACAGGAUGUGGGACUCUAUUCUGGGAAGCAGUGACUCUGAAAAAGAUUUAGGGGCCCUUGUGCAGAAUCAGCUGAACCUGAGCUCCCCUUGCAACGCUGUGGCCAAAAGCACUAAUGCAAAUCUUGGAUGCAUAAAUGGGAAUCCCAAGUAGGAGCCGAGAGGUUAUUUUACUUCUGUAUUUAUCACUAUUGGAAUUCUGUGUCCAGUUCUGGUGUCCACAAUUCAAGAAGGAUGUUUACAAAUUGAAGAGGGUUUCAGAGAAGAGCCAUGAGAACGAUUAAAGGAUUAGAAAACCUGCCUUAUGGUGAUAGACUCAAGAAGCUCAAUCUAUUUAGUUUAACAAAGAGAAGGUUAAAAGGUGACUUGAUUACAGUCUGUAAGAACCUACAUGGGGAACAAAUAUUUAAUAGUGGCCUCUUCAAUCUAGCAGAGAAAGGUAUAACACGAUCCAAUGGCUGGAAGUUGAAGUUAUACAAUUCAGACAGGAAAAAAAGUGAACAUUUUUAACAGUGAAAGUAAUUAGCCAUUGUAAUAACUUACCAAGGAUCGUGGUGGUUUCUCCAUCACUGACAAUUUUUCAAUCAAGAUUGGACGAUUUUCUCAAAAAUCUGCUCUAGGAAUUAUUUUGGAGAAGUUCUCUGGCCUGUGGUGCUCAGACUAGAUGAUCACAAUGGUCCCUUCUGGCCUCGGUACCUAUGACCUUGUGCAAGGAGAGAGAGAGAGACCCCCUAACACCAUAGAAGAUGUGUGCGGGGAAGAGAGAGAAAGAGACCACCUGAUGACACAGAACACGUGUCAGAAUGUGUGUUCUGUGGUCUCCAUUGCAGAGGCAAGGUCAGAGCUUGGCUGGCAGCCAGACCCUGCUGCUGGGCCGCUCUAUCCCCUGCUCAUCUGGCAUUUGUCAGACUUAGAUGGAGAUGUUCACCCCCUGUGACAGCAGUGGGAACAAUGACAACACUGUGAUGGGUCCGAGACAUGGGCCCUGCACCACAAGACAAGAUGUUGGCAGAGAAGGGGUAGCCAUUAUGGUCCCUGGUCAUUGUAUGCUUUGCUGGAGCCCUAAGCAUCAGUCACAAUGUGAUCCAGAAGCUGUGAAGGAGGCCUGGCUUUGGUAAAAUGAUAAAAAGCCCCCCUCCAACUCCCAGUCUGAUUUGCUGGGAUCUAUUGGCCUCAUCGUGCAGGAAUAGAAUAAAACAGGAACCUUUCCAUUAGCUUCAAUGGCCACUGAAUCUGUAUCUGACUAUACCCAUACACAUCUAUCUAUCAGAUUGCACUAAAUUAAGUUUAUGGUUUAAUUUGGUUUCUUACUUUGAACUGGAGCUAAUAAAGCAGGACCGAGUUUCCCA
Messenger RNA from Chelonia mydas (Green sea turtle), 5285 nucleotides. Its product is annotated as zinc finger and SCAN domain-containing protein 2. The record is from RefSeq and is a predicted model, not a curated record. Bases 604 to 1968 code for a protein of 454 amino acids. Gene Ontology annotation, biological process: regulation of transcription by RNA polymerase II. The transcript has 3 exons. Lineage: Eukaryota; Metazoa; Chordata; Testudines; Cheloniidae. Gene Ontology annotation, molecular function: RNA polymerase II cis-regulatory region sequence-specific DNA binding; DNA-binding transcription factor activity, RNA polymerase II-specific.